CCGUCGCGCCGACACGAAGAAGAGGUUUCACAAAACCAACGCCACAUUAUGGCACGAUUAUUAUCCUCUCACGUCGUAUUUCAUUUUCUGUGUAUAAUUAUUAUGCUCUUAAAUGACGGAACUAUCUGUAAUGUUGUGUUUCAGCCUGCGUUUAUUCUGGCAUCUGGUCCGAGAAUAUCAUCCUUUCUGGUUGGAAACUUGUCUGGCGUUUCCUUCAGCCUCAGUGCUGUUUCAUCCUCAAAUGCAACAGGAAGCAUCCCGUCAUCAUCCUGUAGGCCGGUUUCUCAAACACAGUGGAAUCUUUCAAAUGAAUUAAUUGGGAAGAAUGCCAUGCUGGUGCGACUGAGUCUCAACCGCAGUCUGCAGCUGUGUGGGAAUGAAACAUCUGUCCCGGACUGCUGCCUGGAGCCUCUGUGUCUCCAGGAGACUCUCCUCGUGUCUGCAUGUGUGGAUGAAACUCCCAAAGCCUCACUCAUCAUACAGACCCAGAUUUAUGCCCAGAUCGUCCCCAACCAACCCCCAUCUGAAAAUAAAACCGUCAUUCCCAACCAAGUGUUUGAGCCUCUCGGUCACUGCCCAUGUGAUGUUUCCCCAGGCGAGUGUGACAUACGCUGCUGUUGUGACCAGGACUGUUCUCAAGAAGUUCUGGGGUUGUUUGCGACUCCGUGUCUUCCUGGACCUUUCGGGGGAAGUUUCAGUCCUGUUCCAGAGUAUCAGUGCUCAGCUCAGUCUUCUGAAAAUGACCCUGAUUGGUUCCCCUUCCUCUGUGUCACCUCCCUCUCGGACAACAACCCCUUUCUGGGACUUUUCUACAAUGGUGGGACAGUCUCUCCAAAGCCCAGUCCAUCAUUCCAAGCCCUGCAGAUGACAGCUCCUGUACCUCCUAUUAACUACCGCCAGGGGGAUCCAAUAUUCACUAAGGAUGACCAAUACUUCACCAUCCCACAGAACGCUGGACUGGGCCAGUGUGCGGAAAAUGCUCCAGUGGCGUUUUUGGAAAACUUUGAGUCUCAGUGCGUGAGGAGGCUGCAGUCCUGUCCACCACCUUCUGAUGACCUGAGAGUGGAUAUUAAAGAUGGAUGGGGAGGUAGCGAUACAUUAUCAUGUUACCAGGUGAAGAGGCCAGUGAUUGGUGGUAUUUUGGACUCUGAUACAGAAGAUAUACAGAGGGCCCAGAUCAAUCUCUGGCAACCAGGUGGAGAUGGCAUGUGCUCCUCUGCUGAACUGAGACCAGCUCUGUUUGGGAUCAACUCCACAUCAGGCUGUAUGAUUCCUGCGAGUUUGCUGAAUAUGACGCAGUGCAGUCAGUUGAGAGAAACAGUGCGUGGUGCCCUUGCUGGAUUAGUGCCUGCUACACUCGUCUCCACAACAGGAAAACCAAACUUUACCAACCUAUCAGACUGGGUCAACAUUACUACUUCAGUGCAGAACUCCAGUCAGCCAGCAGAGAGCAGCACUGGAGAGUGCUCAGCUGUUCCCACCCACCUCCACAUCCACGUGUGGAGCAGCAUCAUGGGAAGUGUGCAGGGUGUGCCUCAGACGUUCAUCCAGGCAGUGGAGAUGAGUUUCAUAGAAACAACAUGGAGGAUAGAGUGUGGUAUGGGCAGGGUGAACCCAUGUUCAAACCCAGAGCUAAUGCAAAAUUUCCCUGUGACCUCGUCUGUGACCUUUACUGACAAUCCUCUUAUUACACAACCCCCUAGAUCCAGGUUCAGUAUUAACUUCACCGAGUUUGACUGUGACAGGAACGAUGUGUGCUGGCCCGAGCUGGCCUUCCCUCUCACGAGAUACUAUACUGGUGAGCCGUAUUCCCAGGCUCUGGCUAAAGGUCUCGUUCUAGUGUUCUUCUUCAUUGCUGCGUCUGUUUUAGGAACACCAUGGAGACAAAUCAGACAGGCAUGGAAUAGUGCUUCAUUAUGAAAGAAAGCAAGAGAAAAUUAUCUAUCAAAUAGAAUUUGAUAUGCAAUGGUAAAUAGCUGUAAAGAUGUUGUUUAUUUUCCUUUUCUGGUUUGUAAAAAAAAUUUAUGCAUUAUUUAUUAUGUUUUGAAAACUUUUG
This is a messenger RNA of Sinocyclocheilus grahami, 2056 nucleotides long. RefSeq names its product tectonic-2-like. Gene Ontology annotation, biological process: smoothened signaling pathway; protein localization to ciliary transition zone; cilium assembly. The transcript is spliced from 16 exons. The record is from RefSeq and is a predicted model, not a curated record. Bases 49 to 1920 code for a protein of 623 amino acids. Gene Ontology annotation, cellular component: MKS complex. Lineage: Eukaryota; Metazoa; Chordata; Actinopteri; Cypriniformes; Cyprinidae.